CAGAGGCUGCAGGAGGAGAAGAUGGCAUUCGUGACCUGGGAGAGGAGGAGGAGGGGGAGGGCUGUGCAGAAGGAGGCCAGAGGUGAAGAAGGAGCCGCGUCUGCUGCCGGCCCAGGCGGAAACAGGGUCUGCGGAGGAGGAGGAGGAGGACGUGCUGGAUUGUGGCCCAGGGGCACCCACCCUCCCAGUAGGGGAGGCUGGGGGGAUCUGCUCAGCUCCAUCACAACUGGGGACCGAGCAGCGGCAGCGGCAGCAGCAGCAGAGAGAAGGCGUGACUCCUCGGUCUUCGCUGGGCAAUGCAGCACCCAGAGGGUUCCCUCGCCUGGAGCUGACGCCCCCCGCUCCUGCCCUCCAGCCGCGUUGCCAAAGACUCCCCCCUCCAGCCAGCCCUCGUCUGUCCGUCUGGCGAUCUGGCCGCUGGCGUGGCGUCUCCGGGAGGCCCAGCGAUUGCCUUGCAAAGGUGCCACAACCACUUCUGUCAAUUUGCCAGCCAGCUGCUUCAGAGACUGAGUUAAAAGGGGGGCGUGGACGAGGGGAGAUCUCGCCGGCAGCCGGAGAGGCUCGCCCACCCACCGGACCAGCGGCAGAGCCUUCCUCUGCCAGACGAUGCAAAAAUAACCCUGGCCUGGAUUGAGUGACUGGAGAAGCAGCAGCAUGGUCCAGCAGCGGAACGUGAGGAGCCGGGGGACGGAGGCCAAGAGGGAGGUGUGUCCCAAAGAUGCCUUGCUCUUGAAGGAUGCCAAAGGAGAGCCGGGCUGGUGUAAGACGCCGAGCGGGCACAUCAAGCGUCCCAUGAACGCCUUCAUGGUGUGGUCCCAGAACGAGAGGCGGAAGAUCAUGGACCAGUGGCCAGACAUGCACAACGCGGAGAUCUCCAAGCGCCUGGGCAGGCGUUGGCAGCUCUUGCAGGACUCUGAGAAGAUCCCCUUUGUCAAGGAGGCAGAGCGGCUGCGCCUGAAGCACAUGGCUGACUACCCUGACUACAAGUACCGGCCCAGGAAGAAAGGCAAGCUGGGAAGUGCCAAGUCCCGCCCGAGAGUCCCCGUCAAGAUCAAGCCCUCCGUCCUCGGACGGGCGGCCUCCGCCAGAAGGCAGCCUCCGAAGCAAGGUGCUGAUGCCAGCAGCCCGGUGGGGCACUCGACCCCCGAGAUGGACGAUGACCCUCUGGAAGCGCGGCUCUUGGAGACGUCCUUUGACGAGAGUCCGAAACCCCCCAGCAAGGAGUUCUGGCAUGUGCUCCCAGCAACUGGUGAGAAAGGGUGGGCGGCUAACUCCGGCGAGCCGAAGGACCACGAAGCUGCUGCGUUGAGCAAACCCUUCUUGGAGGAGGCGAGGGCCUCGGAGACCCCUUCCCCAGCCUCCGCUGGGUCCCCUCCCUCUUCUUUUGCCUCUUCGGACGAAGAGUUGGAAGAAGAGCUCUUGAAUUUCCUGCCCAGCCGAGCCCAGCCCAGCACGCCCUGUGGGACCCCGGACUGGUCCAUCUUCGACAAAGACCUUGACCUCUUUCCCUUGGGGGCCACGUCUCACUUUGAGUUCCCGGAUUAUUGCACCCCGGAGGUGACUGAGAUGAUCGCGGGGGACUGGCUGAUGUCCAGUAUUUCGGACUUGGUCUUUACAUACUGAGUCCCAGCAGGUAACUCUCUCACUUCUCCGCAAUCAGGUUUUAUCAGAAAAAGAAAAGAAACCCAGCUGUUUACAUACAGGAAUCAGGUAUCUCCAUUUUCUUGCCUUGACUGCAUCCAGAGGCAAGUGUUCCAUCCGCCCAUCCCCCACUCGGCACACACCCACUUUGCCGGCUUGGCGUGGUGGGGCUGGGCUCCUCCUCACCUCUCGCCCCCACAAGCCACGGAGGGCUCCUGGCUUGAAGCAGUGUUUAUUUACCCAUGAAAUUUGACUGUCUAAUCAGGUUUUUCAUUGUAGCCCUCUCCAGCCACCCCUCCGCCGCCCUUGACUCCCCCUCCUCUUCGC
This is a messenger RNA of Hemicordylus capensis (graceful crag lizard), 1968 nucleotides long. It is a transcript of the gene SOX12, whose product is annotated as SRY-box transcription factor 12. The record is from RefSeq and is a predicted model, not a curated record. The transcript has 2 exons. Gene Ontology annotation, biological process: cell differentiation; negative regulation of transcription by RNA polymerase II; positive regulation of transcription by RNA polymerase II. Lineage: Eukaryota; Metazoa; Chordata; Lepidosauria; Squamata; Cordylidae. Gene Ontology annotation, molecular function: RNA polymerase II cis-regulatory region sequence-specific DNA binding; DNA-binding transcription factor activity, RNA polymerase II-specific. The coding region runs from base 655 to 1623 and encodes 322 amino acids.